Molecule: messenger RNA, 1329 nt
Organism: Adineta steineri
Lineage: Eukaryota; Metazoa; Rotifera; Eurotatoria; Adinetida; Adinetidae
Source: the annotation of a GenBank genome assembly
AUGCCCAUAGUCGAUUUUUGUCGACAGACAAUAUCUUCUUGGAAAAUAUUUUUUGUCAAUCUCAAUCUUUUUCAACCACCAGUUGGUAGUAAUCAAACUGAAGAUGAACAACAACGUCGAUUCAAUAUCCUUGUUACUCGGAUCUAUAUAGUUCUUUUCACAUGUCUUCUCAUUUAUCUCAGUCUUUUUAUAUAUUCAGAUGUGAAAGAUAUCAUCGAGAAACGAGAUAAUCCAACUAAAAAAGAACUAGACAGCUUUCAUGUUGAUGCAGAAUGUCCUUGUUCUCGUAUUUCACUCUCACAUGGUGAGUUUAUUUCAUUGAAAGCGAUUUUACAUCAAAUAUGCUCGAGUGAUUUUGUGCUUGAUCGUUGGAUUAAAGCCAUCUACUCUGACUCGAAUGUUACAUAUUUCAAUUUAAAUGACUUUCGAACUUUCGGUAGCGCACAAUUUCAAGCGUUAGCCGGUUUCUGUGAUCAAUCAAAAUCUUAUCUUCGACAAAAUAUUGAGUUAUUUGAAAAACGCACGUUUAUCAGUCCACAACUUUUGUCAAGAAGUCUUUUUCAAGAAGAGAUUAACUCAGCUAUUACUCAAUUUCAACAGACUCUAUGUAAAGCAUUUGCAGCUGAGUUGGAUCUAAUCCUUCGAGUAAUAAGCAGCAAUCAACUUAUGUCCGGUCUUCAAACAAACUUUAUCAUAUCAUAUGGCCAUUGGCCCCCUAAAAUUAACCCCGCUAAAUAUAAUGACAAGAAUAAGGGGUUUUGCAAUUGUGUUUCGGAUCGUCGAUGUAUUUCUAAUGCUAUCUUUAGCGACAUAUUCGGAGCACAAAACCAGUAUGAUUCCGGUCGUGAGACAAUGCUACCUGGGUUACAAUCAGGUUGUUCGCCAGUGACUUCGAUUCUUGCAUCGUCACUUCAGUGUUUUUACAAUCAGAUAUGUUUGAAUACUCUUGUUUCAGUAUUUCCAACAAUAGAAAAUUUCUCAGCAAUGGCAAGUAACAAUCUUAGUCGUUUCGGCCCAUAUGCAACCGUGCAAUCAAUCGUCGAUAAGCUGAUGGUGGAAGAUUGGCUCAUGAACGUGUCUUAUGAAAAGUAUCGCGAUAAUUGUGCACCUCUUUCUUGCACUUAUCCAAAAGAAAUGAGAAGUACUUUAGUGGAUGUGGUAGUACAACUCAUUGGCUUACUAAGCGGCUUGAUAUUGGCACUGAGACUAGUGAUUCCAAUUAUUGUUCGAUUCAUUAUUAAUAAAUUAAAUAAUGUACAAUCUCCACCAUCCACUCUGACUCGUAAGCAAUUCUAUUCUCAUGAUAGCUAUACUCUUCUUAGGGUUUAG